AGGAGUAAGCGACGUUCUUGUCACCAGUUUCGUGUGUAGAUAGUCAUCUUCUACUUGUAGCUCGAAGUCGAACACGAAUACAAAAUGACCUGGAACACAGCGCCUGCAACUAAAAAGGUCAAGCCGGAGCAUCUCAAAGGCCCUGCCAAACCGCUUGGGAUCCCGCAAAUCUGCAGUUACUGCCACCAGACUUUCGCUUCCAAGAAUGUCCUCUUCCGGCAUCUAAGAUUUGGUCCGAAAGACGACGACAGUGAUUGCGCGAGGAAAGUAGCAGCUCAAGGUGGCAUUCAAUUUGGCGGAAGGCAUGCACCAAGUAGAGGGGACGCUAUUAAAGCGUUGGUGAGUGACGUGGUGGUUGUUACGGACUGUGGAGAUCGUGAUGCGGGAACGGCAAGUAGUACAGAAGGUACAGGAGUUGCAGCUGCACUGGGAGGUGGCUCCGAAGAGAUCGGUGGUUCUUCUAGUAGCUCAUCAUUCUUGAGUUCUACUUGUUGUACUAGUGAUGUGCCAGAUGUUCUUGACGCAGUGAGAUCGCAUCAAGCAGAACAACCUCCACAGGAACUAGCUGAAAAGGACCAAGGCAUUAUUUUUAGAAACAGAAGAACUGGCAGCAAAAAUAAGCCUAGUAAAACUGCUCAAAACAAAGCCGAGCUACAUCGGUCCGCUGGGUUUUCGACAAAGCCCGAGCAGGAGCUAUGGAUGGGGGCUAUUCCUCAGCAAUACGCCAGUAUCCGUGCGAUUAGACAAUUGAUUUGGGAAAAUCUUAAGACGCCAGAGGAGAAAGCAUGGACGAUUCACGUAAAGAAGUUAGUGAAAAAGGGCUACAGAAAGUCUGCGAAAGAGCCUUGGAUGGCGUUUGCGAUAUUGGCAUUCAAGACAAGAAUAGAAGCAGAGCGGGUCUUGGAGGUGCUCAAUGGAAGAGUAUUGGUGAGGAAGGAAGAUAGGAGAGCUGAAGAGGCGGAUGUUGGGGAUUUGGAUCAUGUGAGCCGGGAACAUGAUAGAGAGGAUUUUCUCUUUUUCUUGAGAAAAAGGGAAACGAAGACGUCGAAUCCUGCUCGGAAACAAGCAGUGGUAGAUCAGGACGACGCAUCGACUCAAAAAACUAUCAGCUGCACUGGAAUAAACGGCGACGGUGGACGAGGUAGUCGUGGUGCUGGUGGUCCUGCUUCGGCAGCAACUUCGUCUCCUGGCGACCAAGUGCAACAGGAGGACGACCAAGACCAGGAUAACAGCAGCAGCACCAGUCCCAGACUUCCAUCUUUGGGUGUAUGCGAAAUGCCUCCGCUUUUCAACCGGUUGAUGGCCCUGCCAUUAGAACAACUUGUAGAACGAUGGCAAGUGCUUUCGGAGAUUGGCGAAGACGAGAAAGAUAGCACUAGUACAACUAACAGUUCCUUUGCAGCUUUGAUUUCAUCCUUGAAAUCUGAGUUGAGGUCGUCCCUUGAGUCGACGAGGCGUGGUGACAACGUCAACAUCUCGAAAAGCAAUAGUAAAGGACCUAUAGCGAGGGCGCUUGCGAAAGUACAAGAAUUUUGCGAAGCCGCGAAAGCGAUAGAAGUUGUACCACCCAAUGCUACGACUACUGCUCCAUCUCCUUCAUUUGGCACCAAACCCAUUCCUAAUCUUUUCAACCAAGCCUCCCUCACCGGCCGCUCAAUCCCCGAGCCCCUUUGCGCGAAACUACACGAGGAAUUGAAAGCUCUUCAAUGGCCGAUCCAAAAGCAUAGGCAGAGACUAAAGUCUGACCAUUACGCGGUUGUAUGGAGAAACCGGCCAAGACAGGAAUUUGAAAGCAUUUAUCCGUUGUUUGAAGAGUUGAUGGAGUGGGCUGGGAAAAACGGAGCUGGGAAAAACAGUACUGUUAAGGCUUCUACCUCUAAUCCACCUCUGACUGCAGUGCAGAUCCCUCUUACUUCCAUAUCAUGAUAUCAAGGAAGUACUUACAUAUUGCCGAGGGAUCCCUUCAACAGAGAUGCUGGAUUAGGCCACGACCUCUAAUACUGGCAUCCCCUGGACCCACAUUGCGGUGACGAAGAAUUUUGUCGGCAGUCCACACAUUGACGAGUUCGACCAAACUUUCCAGUUCUGUGCUAGUUUUGGGGAAUUUCAAACCGGUGGGGAGCUUUGCGUUGAGGACUGCGAUCUGGGUCAUAUUCAUAAGAGGAGGGAAAUGAAACAUAUCACUUCAGGAGAAGAAGAGUCCUUGGAUUCCCUGGCCAGAACCAGUACAACCGCUACCACCAGCACCAGUACGGGUUCCUCGCCAGCAAGAGACCAAGGAGCACUACAUCCUGAUGUGGACCCAGCAGUGGCAGGUGAACCUGAAGACCCGCGUUUAGUACCCUUUUCGUCUACUCUCUACGUGUGCACGACGAAAAACCGGCUAGUGAAAGUGGACGGUCGGUACGUGCAUUUUGUCCGCGGAUACGAUCAAAAAAAUUUUGAUCGGUACUCGUUGGUCUUCUAUUGUCUGGAUGAAAAGGGAUUUACGCCGAAAAAAGGGGCAGUGGAUUGGGAAUGGAUGGUGGGGGAAUGUCGAUGAAGUUUUAAGUAGAUGAUGUUGAUCUUGAUGUUCUACAUUUAGAUGAAGAUGGUCUAUCUUCGUACCUUUGCGACAAAAAGAGGUUCUAGUACCCAAAUUGGUCUACGACAGCGAAUGCGAAAACCCGAAUCAUGCAUCAACGCGACAAAACAUAGAAGACUUGGAGCGAAACCUUCAAGAUAAAG
Messenger RNA from Amoebophrya sp. A25, 2727 nucleotides. The record is from the annotation of a GenBank genome assembly. Lineage: Eukaryota; Dinophyceae; Syndiniales; Amoebophryaceae.